Molecule: messenger RNA, 1194 nt
Organism: Penicillium diatomitis
Lineage: Eukaryota; Fungi; Ascomycota; Eurotiomycetes; Eurotiales; Aspergillaceae
Product: branched-chain amino acid aminotransferase, cytosolic
Exons: 3
Coding region: 1-1194 (397 amino acids)
Biological process (GO): L-leucine biosynthetic process; L-valine biosynthetic process
Cellular component (GO): mitochondrion
Molecular function (GO): branched-chain-amino-acid:2-oxoglutarate transaminase activity
Source: RefSeq, a predicted model, not a curated record
AUGGGCUCCAUUGCUACCAACGUCGCGGAGCUUGACGCAUCCAAAUUCAACAUCACCCGCUCCACCAACCUUCGAGAUGUGCCUCUCCCUGGUUCUCCCGAGGAACUGAGUCACUCCUAUUGCACUGACCACAUGGUCACCGUGCGAUGGACAGUGAACAAUGGCUGGGAGACUCCCGAGGUGAAGCCCUACCAGAACCUCAGCGUUCCGCCGACUGCAUCCUGUUUGCACUACGCCACCGAGUGCUUCGAGGGCAUGAAGGUUUACCGUGGCUACGACGGCAAGCUGCGUCUUUUCCGUCCAGACCUCAACGGCCAGCGCCUGAACACUUCCUCGCAGCGCUCCUCUCUGCCAGGCUUCAAGGCUGAUGAGGUGAAGAAGCUUGUUGCGAAGCUGAUGGAGAUUGACGGCCCACGCUGGCUUCCCAAGGACCGUCCCGGCUCGUUCUUGUACAUUCGCCCAACUGUGAUCGGCAACGGACCCCAUCUGGGUGUUCAGGUCCCCAAGGAGGCACUGCUGUUCAUCAUCGCUGUCCCCUGGCCAGACUUCACCAAGAUGAAGAAGGAAGGCGAGACUGUGUCCAAGGGUCUGAAGCUCUUCGCUUCUAGUCCCGACUCCAUCCGUGCCUGGCCCGGUGGUUUCGGUUGGGCCAAACUGGGUGCCAACUACGGUCCCUCGUUGCAGUCCCACGGCAAAGCUCAGGCCAUGGGCUUCGAUCAAAUCCUCUGGUUGUUCGGCGAAGACCGCCAGGUCACUGAGGCUGGCGCUAGCAACUUCUUCAUCAUCUGGCACAACGCCGACACCGGCCGGCUCGAGCUGGUGACUGCUCCUCUUGAGAGCCAGUUGAUCUUGCCCGGUGUCACACGUCGUAGUGUUCUUGAGCUCGCCCGCGAACGUUUGUCCGAGAACUUCGUUGGCAAGCUUGCUCCUCUGCAGGUGGUUGAGCGCACCUUGACGAUCAGUGAGAUCGAGAAGGCCGCACAAGAGGGCCGUAUUGUGGAGUCAUUCGUCUCAGGCACUGCUUACUUCAUCACUCCCGUGGCCAUGAUCCGCAACAACGACCAAGACAUCAGCACUUUGGGCAAGGAUGGCGAGCCUGCCGGUUACGCCGCUCAGAUCAAGUCCUGGCUCGAAGCCAUCAUGUAUGGCAAAGAGGAGCACGAGUGGGCGUAUCUCGUUGAGGAAGAGCAGUAG